Molecule: messenger RNA, 6132 nt
Organism: Notolabrus celidotus (New Zealand spotty)
Lineage: Eukaryota; Metazoa; Chordata; Actinopteri; Labriformes; Labridae
Gene: ap1g1
Product: adaptor related protein complex 1 subunit gamma 1
Exons: 23
Coding region: 680-3142 (820 amino acids)
Biological process (GO): receptor-mediated endocytosis; Golgi to vacuole transport; intracellular protein transport
Cellular component (GO): Golgi apparatus; AP-1 adaptor complex; membrane coat
Molecular function (GO): clathrin-cargo adaptor activity
Source: RefSeq, a predicted model, not a curated record
GUAGUCGUCAUCACUGACUGCCACGAGUAAACGGACCGCAGCACAACGUUGUCAGGGUAAAAAGAUAUUCCUCCGCGUGUAAAGGCAAAAUAUGCAGUCUCAACAGAAUAACCUCGUAAUGUCAUGAAUUUCACCACGUCUAUGUAUAAUAAUAAUGAUAUAGAUAAAUGCUUCAACUGAACAACACGUUAGAUAACAUUACUUUGAGUCAUUGACGACAUUAACAUUAGCUAGCUGGCUACAGAUGACAAGCCUAACGUUAGCCCUUUAUAGUUAAAACGAUGGAGGAGACUAGCUUAGAUAGCAACUAGCAAAAAAAACGGAAAGCAGAAUCACUAGCACAGUCACAUCACUACAUUAUUAAGACACAAUUAUUGCCAUUACCCAUGGUGUCCAAUGAACACUGGCAUAUCAGGUGGGAGUCUCAUGCAGAGGCACAGACAGUGAAGAAGUCCUCUAUUAUCAAGCUAACGUUACUGUACGCUGAUGACAAACUCUGGUAGCGAGUCCGCGCUUCUUCUUUCCUCACCAACCUCUGUGGGAUAUGUCAGUGUAUCCCUCCGCCUGCGGUAGAUGUGCUGAGGCUGGAGUAGCCACCAUUUUGCAUGUCUAGUGUGUUCCUCCCUCCAUUGCUAAUAGAGACGAUUCCAGUCAUUUUCUGGCAUCAUUACGGCUAAAAAUGCCAGCUCCGAUCAGGCUGCGGGAGCUGAUCCGAACUAUCCGGACAGCACGGACCCAGGCAGAGGAGCGUGAGAUGAUCCAGAAAGAGUGUGCUGCUAUCCGCUCGUCCUUUAGAGAGGAAGACAAUACAUACCGUUGCAGAAAUGUGGCAAAACUACUUUAUAUGCACAUGUUAGGCUACCCAGCGCACUUCGGUCAGCUGGAGUGCCUGAAGCUGAUUGCGUCCCAGAAGUUCACUGACAAACGAAUAGGUUAUUUGGGAGCUAUGCUGCUGUUGGACGAAAGGCAGGAUGUCCACCUACUAAUGACAAAUUGCAUUAAGAAUGACUUGAAUCACAGCACACAGUAUGUUCAGGGCCUGGCUUUGUGCACUCUUGGCUGCAUGGGUUCUUCAGAAAUGUGUCGUGACCUGGCUGGGGAGGUAGAGAAGCUGCUCAAAACAUCCAACUCCUAUUUGAGGAAAAAGGCGGCGUUGUGUGCAGUUCACGUCAUCAGGAAGGUUCCAGAACUUAUGGAAAUGUUCCUUCCAGCCACAAAAAACCUGCUGAGCGAGAAGAACCAUGGUGUUCUCCAUACAUCCGUCGUCCUCCUCACUGAGAUGUGUGAAAGAAGUCCUGACAUGCUAGCCCACUUCAGAAAGCUGGUUCCACAGUUGGUAAGAAUCCUGAAGAACCUAAUCAUGUCUGGAUACUCUCCUGAGCAUGAUGUGUCAGGCAUAAGCGACCCCUUCCUGCAGGUGCGGAUAUUGAGACUACUGAGAAUUUUAGGCAAGAGCGAUGAUGACUCCAGUGAAGCAAUGAAUGACAUUCUUGCGCAGGUUGCAACAAACACAGAGACGAGUAAAAAUGUAGGCAAUGCGAUUCUGUACGAGACUGUCCUGACCAUUAUGGACAUCAAGUCUGAAAGUGGACUGAGGGUCUUGGCCAUUAACAUACUGGGACGCUUCCUCCUCAACAAUGACAAAAAUAUCCGAUAUGUGGCAUUGACAUCUCUACUAAAGACGGUACAGACAGACCACAACGCAGUGCAGAGACAUCGGAGCACCAUUGUGGAUUGUUUAAAAGACCUGGAUGUGUCCAUCAAGAGACGUGCAAUGGAACUGAGCUUCGCCCUGGUGAAUGGAAACAACAUAAGAGGCAUGAUGAAAGAGCUCCUUUACUUCCUGGACUCCUGUGACCCUGAAUUCAAGGCCGACUGUGCAUCAGGAGUCUUUUUAGCUGCAGAAAAGUACGCCCCUUCAAAAAGAUGGCACAUAGACACCAUUAUGAGAGUCCUGACAACAGCAGGGAGCUAUGUGAGAGACGAUUCUGUUCCCAACCUCAUCCAGCUCAUCACCAACAGUGUGGAGAUGCACGCCUACACAGUACAGAGACUUUACAAAGCCUUGCUGGAUGACAUCUCCCAGCAACCUCUAGUGCAGGUGGCAUCCUGGUGCAUAGGAGAGUAUGGAGACCUGCUGGUGUCUGGGCAGUGCGAGGAGGAGGAGCCUAUUCAGGUGACUGAGGAUGAAGUUCUGGAUGUGCUGGAAGGCCUCCUGGUGUCCAACCUGUCCACACCUGUGACCCGGGGUUAUUCCCUAACUGCAAUCAUGAAGCUGUCCACACGCUUCAGCAGUGUCAACCGGAUCAAGAAGGUGGUUUCCAUAUAUGGCAGUAGCAUCGAUGUGGAGCUCCAGCAGAGAGCUGUGGAGUACAAUGCGCUUUUCAAGAAAUACGACCACAUGAGGCCAGCUCUGCUAGAACGAAUGCCCAUCAUGGAGAAGUCCGCUUCUAAUGGCCCCACAGAAAUAGUCCAGACAAAUGGGGAGACAGAGCCCUCUGUUGUUGAAGCAAAGCAUCUACCACCUGUCACCCAGCCAGCCAACCAGGCUAAUGAUUUAUUAGACCUGCUUGGUGGUAAUGAUGUGGGGCCAGUAAUCCAGACUACAAUGCCCACUAAGCCUGCCUCAGCUGGAGGAGAGCUGCUUGAUUUGCUGGGCGACCUCUCGCUAAGUGGCGGCCCACCCCCUGCUCCUGCUCCCUCUGUGCCCGCUUCCCAACCCUCUUUCCUCUUGGAUGGGCUCUCCUCACAGCCUCUCUUUAAUGAUAUUGCAACUGCAGCUAUUCCUCCUAUGACGGCAUACAACAAGAACGGUCUGAAAAUAGACUUCACAUUUGAGAGAGCUAAUCCCAAUCCAAACAUCGCGGUCAUCACCAUCCAUGCUUCCAACUCGGCAGAGGCAGAUAUGACAGACUUCGUUUUUCAGGCUGCAGUACCAAAGACAUUCCAGCUGCAGCUCCUCUCCCCUAGCAGUAAUGUUGUCCCAGCACUCAACCAGGGAACUGUCACACAGGUCAUCAGAGUCCUCAACCCACAGAAGCAACAGCUACGAAUGAGGAUCAAGCUGACGUACACCCUCAAAGGCUCACCUGUGCAAGACCUGUCUGAGGUUAAUAACUUCCCUCCUCAGUCCUGGCAGUGAUGAGCUGCUCCUGUUGCUCUUAAAAGCCCCCCACCAAGGGAACUAUGAAAACGAUUUUCCUUUCACCUCCUUCCUCUCUUCCAACGGAUCCCCCUGUGACGUCACUGCAGUCCGCUGCCCUCAAGUUGCAUGGGAAGCAAAAAAUACAGAUGUUACGAAGACCCUUUUGACCAUUGGAAUCACCAGAAUAAUUGGGAAAACAUAUCAAUCAAUGAACUUUUCUAAUUUCUUUCUCUUAAUUGGUUUCCAUUAACUCUUUGCUUACUUGUACAAUUUUCCACGUAACACCCUUUGCCCAGCACCAUUACCAACCCCACGAAAGCACAUAUGCACACCAUCCACUGUGGUGCACUUUACCUCUUAAGUCACUGUAGAGUAAAAGUGUGGCCACUAUGAGCACUGCAGUAACUUUAGUUUAUUGUCAUUCAUAAUUAAGCUGAAAUGCAGUUGAAACUAUUUGCUUCUUCGAUAUUUAUGAUUGGCUUUGCAUUCCUGUUUUUUUUAGUAUGAACCUUCAGUCUUUUGAUGGCAUCAAAAAAAAAGCUUUGAAAGGUCUAAUGAGUGACGAGAACUGAUGACACAACCCCCUUUUUGACCCCACAACAUGAUAUAUAACUUGUGAGAGUUGUAUUCAUUUUGAAUUACAUUAAUUUGCUUAAAGCAUGUUUGAGCAUUGUAAGGAUCACAGUCACACAUUGACUCAAGCUCUAAAGGGGAUAUUCUGGUUCAGGCAGUAGGCCUCUUCAUCCUAUUUUUUUUAUAGGAAGUAGUCUGUAUUUUUUUUCUGUCACAAUGAUAAGAUCAUAGACAGUUCCACAAAUCCCUGUCUGGCUACUUUUCCGAGAAUGUGCUCAGAUUUUUCCCGCACAGCUCUCUUAAAAUCAUCUCAUCUGUAGCUUUAGUUUAAGAUCUGUAUAAUAAACUCAACGGUUAAUUGCUUUUGCAAAGUUUGAGGCGGUGCGUUCAUUAAGGAUGGAAACAAUCCAGGGCUGAAAUUUAUCUGAAGAAGAGCCGAUUGCAUUUCUGUCUGAGAUGUGCAUUUGAACUUCUGCAUUUGUGUCCUCACAGUCUAGCUUGCAAUUUAGAUGACAUUUCAGAUUUGUUUAACCUGGUUGAAUUUUAGUCACCAUGCACAUAUAUGUACAUGAAGCUUGUUAUGAAUGUAGUUACAUGCACUGAAUGCUUUUUUCCCCUCAAGUCUGCUUUUUCAUGGCUGUCUACUUCGAUGGGGGCACCCGUCUUAUCGGCACUAUUUUUUGUGAAGUAUGUUUUAUUUCUGCAGUAGUUUGACUUAAUUAUUUAUGCCUGUUAUCAAAGUGAUGUGCCUUUCUGACUUAGCUAGAUAAAAGCCCCUGAACUAUGGAGUUCUGUAUGAGCUUCGUUUGUAAGUCUGCUUGUGUGUUUUCAGCCUGAGGGAAAUGGUCCUGAUGGAUUUGAAUUGGUAUAUCACUUCAUUUAACAAGUUUUACUUUCUCACUUCUUUCUCUCAUAAUGAGUUAAAGAUCAGUCACCUACUAAUACUGUCCCAUCUGGAUGUCUACAGCUUUGUAUUUUGUCUCAUUUCUGACAAAAAAAAACAUAAAUUAUAGCAACAUGAUCCUGAUUGUUUCUUUCAGACUUAACAUUCUCAACUCUUGUUGAAUGGUGUGAAUAAGAAGUCCUAAAUCAAAGCAAAUCUUAAAGGUUAUGGCAGCUAAUAGAUGUAAUCUUUUCUUAGGCUGGCAUCAAAUGUGUAUAAACAGUGCAAGAUUUCCACUGAAGUGAAAAAUCAUUAAGAUUCCUUCGCAUUAUUAAAUCGCAUUGAGAUCGGAUCACACGGUGAGGUACUGGGAUGGGUUGUUCUGUGGUGACUGUUAGUUUGAUUUCCUGGCUCUCGUCUUCUCCAAAUCAGAAUUCUGGCCAUGCUGUUGGGGACGGUAACCUGAAUACCUCACAAUGUUCUCUCUUUCUGUUCACUUUCAGUGUCAGUAGAUUGCCUGCUUUGUGCAGUCAUGAAUUGCAAUCAAGGGGAGCAUCUGCAUGAAAGAAACUAACGGUAGUUUGUACAUCUCAUUACUUAGCGAGCUUAGCAGCCCUGUGAUGCUGUGUUGAGAUCCUCAGAUGUUCAAUCAGGCUGUAUACUUCUUCUCUUUUCACUAUGCUUCACUAUCUUCUAACUUCUGUGACCAAAUCAGAGAACCUAUUAGCUUUGGAAAUAUUUUUGAGCUAUGAUAUGUGUAUAUGGAGAAAAUUAUUUCAGUUUAACUUUUUUUCUGUUUUUGACAAAUGCUAUAUUGGCUUUUGUUCUGUACAUAUUGAGGGCUUUUACAAGUUUGUCUCUUGUACUAUCUUUCAUCAUUUUUUUAGAUACCAUUUCUAAAAAUUCCAAUUAUUCACAUGUAUAUUGUCUAAAUAGAUCUAGUCGGCAUCAGUCUAUAAAGACUUCCCUGUAUCAUCACUCAUUCAUUGUAAAAGAUAUAUGAUCUGCUGCCUGUACAUUGUAUAUAGUUGUAAACAAACAAAAGCUGAUCAAAUUAAAUAAAACCCACAUGAAGACUUAAGAUUAGCUAGGAAGUAUAAUUGUAUGCAUAUGUACAAAAAAGAAUCUUAAAAGGAUGCAAUUGAAAUGCAUUUGAUUAACUUUUCGUCAUUUUUCAAUCAUGAUCGGAUGUGUCAUUUUUACCUCUUUUAACGAAGGUGGUUUGGUGAGUCAGCAGGUUACUAAUUGGGGUUUCUUAGGAUCUUGAAAUAAGGGUUGAAUCUGCCUGAACAGAUGUUUGAAUGAUUUACUGUACUACUGAGAAACCUAAGCACAGUGCUGCACAGCAGCAGAAGUGGCACCUUGCUUUGUCUGCUUCCAUGCCCCUCAAACCCCUCAUGUAUCCUCCCUCUCCUUCAGAGAAGAGCAGGUUUUCUUGCCAAGAUGUAAUGCUUCCUUUUGGCCUUAUGUGUGAUGGAGUGUUCAGCACUCUUGACAGUUUCAAUCAAUUAAACUCUCAUGAACCUACUAA